AUGAGGGCUACCCUUGAACAUGUCAAUGGCCUCUUUGCUGGCCUCGCCAUCGUCGCUCGAUUGGUAGAUGCUUCUGGUCUCGCCAUGUUCCCUCAAGGCUCUCUUUCUGAUGCGGGAUUGCCCGAUGUUUGCGAAGCCACUCUGUACCAGUACAUCAACUGCGUCGAUGUGACUGCAGACAUAGCGGCGAACGGAUAUCUUGACAGUGAUGAUCCAGCGGUGACUAAGCUAGUAUGCCGCUCAUCCUGUGGAGGUGCUAUUGGACACAUGCGAGCAAAGGUUGCUUUGUCUUGUGGCACUGAAGAGUUGAUCCCCGGUAUGUCUUUUGUCCACAUAGUUGAUAAGUUCUGGAGCAGUUGGAACCAGACUUGCUUUACCGACCCCAAAACAGGAAAGUUCUGUCAUGAUGUUAUUGCCGCGUUUCCUGAGUUCGACGACCUCUCUAAGCUCUCCAAGUCAGACUUAUGCUCUUAUUGCAACGUCGAGCAAUAUAGAAUGAUGCAAGCUGAUGCUUACAACGAUGCUUAUGACGAGUAUGCUCAGUCCAACUAUGAAUACGUUGCAAAAGCCUGCGACCUGAAAGUAGAUGAUUUCAAUCCUACUGACGGUGCAUUCAACCUUACGAACCCCGAUGCCAGUAGCGAUACCUGUGUGUCUGGUAAGACAUACACAGCUAAAGCCGGCGAUAGCUGCGACUCAAUCGCGCUCUCUCAAGGAGUGUCUGCAGCGACCAUGUAUUACAUCAACUCCAAUAUCUUCGACUGUACUAAGAUCGCUGCUGGAACAAACCUAUGCCUUCCGCUUAGCUGUACCAAGAUUUAUCAGGUUCAGAAGGGUGACACUUGUCUCGAUAUCGCCUUCAACAACGGAAUUAUGAGCGAUCAGCUGCUGUCAUACAAUUCUCAGAUCAAUUGGAAUUGCACCAAUCUGCACGAGGCGGAUCCCUUCUGGGGUAAUACUUUGUGUGUUUCAACACCUGGUGGAAUAUAUGCUGGCCAGCCAAUCAACAACAACACGGCGAGCGUUGACCCCCAGCGAAUUGAUCCCCCUUCUGGUACGCCUGUUGCCAACGGCACUACUCUGGAAUGUAGCCAUUGGUUUACAUACGAUGGUACCCUCAGCUGUACGCAGAUUUGUCUUGCGAAUAAUGUUGCCAUCAACCUCUUAACCGAAAUCAAUCCAUCUCUGAGCAAGGCCACCUGUGACAAAGAUUUGCUUGUUGGCAAUGCUUACUGCGUUGAGCCACUUGCUGACUGGGAUCAACCUAAGGCGACAGGAACGGUUGUUCCUGGGAUGACUGCUACUAGCACCGCUACAGGUACCAAGUCAGCUACUACGACUGCUUCGGCGACGCAGACUUCCACCAGCGAAAAGGUGCCGAGCCCUCUACAACCUGGUAUCGUCAAUGGUUGCAACAAGUGGCACUACGUUGAUAAUGGCGACGGUUGCUAUUCUAUCGCUGAGAAGUACCAUGUCAAGUUAGCAGACUUUUACACCUGGAAUUCUAAGGUUGGCACUGACUGUUCUGGUCUCUGGCUGCACUACUAUGUCUGUGUUGGAGUUGCAUACUGA
This is a messenger RNA of Fusarium sp. VM40, 1572 nucleotides long. Lineage: Eukaryota; Fungi; Ascomycota; Sordariomycetes; Hypocreales; Nectriaceae. The record is from the annotation of a GenBank genome assembly.